CUCAUUAUAGUUCGGAAAGUUUUUUUUUUAAUUUAUCUGACCCCUAAUACCAUCAUUUACCAUAAUUUAUCUGGCCCCUACUACCAUGCUGUCGCUUCGCCUGCCCAGGUGUAUAGCCUGCAGUCAGAAGCGGAAUAAAGUGGGUCGUACGGAUAUUCAUUGUUGAGAAACGCGUAGUGAUGGUAUCCAAGCAGUGCAAUGGCACCGUAAAUGCAAAAGUCUUGUAUCAUUCGUAUUGAAGUCAUUAGUGAGGGGAAACUCAACGGGUUUCAUUUCCAUGCUCGGAGGUACCGUCACGUCUCGUACUGAUGACGUCCAUGGUAGCUAGGCUGCGGGGCUUCACUGAGGUCCAAGCGCUUUUUACGGUAGUAUAACAACCUACCGAAUAGCCCGUUUGUGCCACGUUAAACUGCCAACGGCGGGAUCAGAAGUCGAUUGGGGACGCGGAUCAAGGUACGAUCAGAAUGGCAGGAGUGUUUGACAUCGACCUGGAAUCGGAGGAUGUAAGCGACGCAGAGGAUGAAGUUUGCAACUUCACGGUGGCAGAAACAGAGCCUCCAGAGACCGAGGAGGUGGAACUCACGAGCGCCAGUGUCAAUCGGAACAGUGAGAGAGUGGGCCCAGAAUGCUUUGAAUUGCUCACUGUACUGGGGAAAGGAGGCUAUGGCAAGGUAUUCCAGGUUCGUAAAGUGCAAGGAAGUCAGACUGGUAAAAUAUUUGCCAUGAAAGUAUUGAAAAAAGCAAAAAUUGUGCGCAAUGCGAAAGACACUGCCCAUACUCGGGCGGAGAGAGAGAUCUUGGAGACCAUUCGCCACCCCUUUAUCGUGGACCUGUGGUACGCCUUUCAGACUGGAGGCAAACUCUACCUCAUACUGGAAUGUCUAAGUGGUGGAGAGCUGUUUAUGCAACUAGAAAAGGAGGGGAUCUUCAUGGAAGACACAGCCUGCUUCUACCUGGGUGAGAUCACGUUGGCUCUUGGCCACCUCCACUCAAAUGGGAUCAUCUACAGAGACCUGAAGCCUGAGAAUAUCAUGCUCAGUCAUGAAGGCCAUAUUAAGCUCACCGAUUUUGGCCUGUGCAAGGAAUCCAUCCAUGAUGGAGCUGUCACGCAUACUUUCUGCGGCACCAUCGAGUACAUGGCCCCAGAGAUCCUGACGCGCUCAGGACACAACAGGGCAGUGGACUGGUGGAGCCUAGGAGCACUGAUGUACGACAUGAUGACUGGCUCGCCUCCGUUCACGGCCGAUAACAGGAAGAAGACCAUCGACAAAAUCCUGAAGUGUAAACUCUCCCUUCCCCCUUACCUCACGCCUGAUGCUAGAGACAUGAUCAAAAAGCUUUUGAAGAAGAAUCCAUCUCAGAGGCUGGGAUCUGGUAAGGCUGACUGCUCUGAUAUACAGAAGCAUCCUUUCUUCCGACACAUUGUCUGGGACGACCUGCUGAACAAGCGCACGGAGCCGCCCUACAGGCCACCACUGCAGUCAGAUGAGGAUGUCAGUCAGUUUGACAGCCGCUUCACCAGACAGACUCCUGUGGACAGCCCCGACGAUGUAACCCUGAGUGGCAGUGCCGAUCAUGCUUUUGCUGGUUUCACGUAUGUGGCCCCUUCAGUGCUGGAGAGCCUGAAAGAGGGCUUCUCCUUAGAGCCGCGAGCUCGACCCAUCCGCCGGCACAACAGCAGCCCGCGCACACCUGUCAGUCCUCCGAAGUUUUCCCUCACAGACCCCUUCAAGAACAGUAUGGACAAAGAUGAGGAGACCCCCGUGCAGAAACCACCCCUUCCCCUGGAGAACUGUGCCACACAGCCAAUCAGAACACCAGGACGCAACAAGAAACAAAAGUGCCAUCGGAGCGGCAAAUGAAAGUGGCUGUCAUUUGAGGAGUCGGAAUUCUUUAGAAGGGUUUUGCACUGUCCAUUUUUGACCUGCUGUUCAUGCCAAAACCAAAGCAUCAUGAUACACUGGGGUGGUGAACACUUUGUGAAUAUCGUGGUUGGAAAACGUUAUAUUGUGAUCAAAGCUGGCCGUGAACUAAGUGCAGUGAAUUUUUGUUUUUCUGGAAAGCUUUUCUACUGAAUGAAUUUGUGUGCAAAACUGAUUUUCUGUUAAAUCAUUGUAUGUUUGGUUGUGAAAACCUCACUCUGAAAUUCAAUGUUGGCUCGGUUGUUCUUUUCCGCUGUUAAUGGAAACCUUUCGGUUACAUGUGUCGUGUAAAACAGGUGUCUUGUGUAAAAGCAAAAACCUACAGUCAUGGGCUAUUUUGUCUACAGGAAUAUGAGACUUAUAUAUUAUUACAAAUAAUUGUUACUAUUUUCAAUUAAUAUAUUGACUGGAUUGUAUUAUAUUUAAAGCUUUAUUUACCCUCAUCACUUUAUUAUAUUUAAUUUUAGGGUAAUAUUGGGUUGUUGCUUGAAAAAAUAAAUAUAUCAAGAUAAAAGGAGACUGACGGUCUAAUUUAUAUUUCAGAAUAUCUUGCAUAAUAUAAAUCUUUUAUUCAGAUGAAUACAUACAGUGCUCAAUUUCAAUGUUCAAAAUACCUUUAAAACUUUUGUUGACGUUGUGACCUUUUGUUUUAAAUAAACAUUAAAAUCUUGGCGAAAACA
Electrophorus electricus (electric eel) is the source of this 2602-nucleotide messenger RNA. Its product is annotated as ribosomal protein S6 kinase beta-2-like. Lineage: Eukaryota; Metazoa; Chordata; Actinopteri; Gymnotiformes; Gymnotidae. The record is from RefSeq and is a predicted model, not a curated record. Gene Ontology annotation, molecular function: ATP binding; protein serine/threonine kinase activity. Gene Ontology annotation, biological process: signal transduction; protein phosphorylation.